UCUCGCGAGCAGCCGGCCAGCCGUCCAAGCCCAAAAAAUACAGCCCAAAAUCAAAAUGCCAAAUACAUCCGAGUCUCCACUGCCUCCCGACCACUGUCCACAGCGGCUCAGCAACUCAGCAAGGACGACGGCGCUAAUCGGCAGUCGACUCCAUCCGUUCCAUUUUCUUCAUCCAGGUACCAAAAUCUUCAUACUUUGUGAAGUUAAGCCUGAGUCUCAGUGAUGGUCGCUUUAUUUAGUUCUUGUGUGAAGAUGCAUGUGAGGCCCCACAAAUUAUAUCCCAACAUCCCCCAUGUCAGUGCUCCUUUUAGAUUGGCGACUAUUCGCUGCUAUGCCUCUACACCAAACAAACGCUACUCCAUCACUCUCCUUCCCGGUGAUGGUAUUGGCCCUGAAGUCAUCUCUGUUGCAAAGAACGCUCUACAACUCGUUGGCUCUCUGGAAGGACUUGAGUUUUCUUUCAAAGAGAUGCCUAUGGGAGGGGCAUCUAUUGAUAUGACUGGAGUGCCAUUGACUGAAGAGACUCUUUCAGCUGCAAAGCAAUCUGAUGCUGUUCUUCUUGGAGCUAUAGGAGGGUAUAAGUGGGACACCAACGAAAAACACUUGAAGCCAGAGACCGGAUUGCUUCAGCUUCGAGAGGGUCUUAAGGUAUUUGCGAACCUCAGACCAGCGUCAGUAUUGCCACAGUUGGUAGAUGCUUCAACACUGAAGAGAGAGGUUGCAGAAGGAGUAGACCUAAUGGUUGUAAGGGAACUUACUGGAGGUAUUUAUUUUGGAAAACCAAGGGGUUUUGACAGAAAUGAAUAUGGUCAUGAAAUUGGUUUCAAUACUGAAGUGUAUGCUUCUCAUGAGGUAGAACGGAUUGCUCGUGUGGCAUUUGAAACUGCGAAAAAGCGUAGAGGAAAACUUUGUUCAGUUGAUAAAGCAAAUGUGUUGGAGUCCUCUAUGCUUUGGAGAAGGAUUGUGACGGAGUUGUCCAAAGAAUAUCCCGAUGUUGAACUUUCACAUAUGUAUGUGGACAAUGCUGCAAUGCAGCUCGUUCGCAAUCCAAAACAGUUUGAUACAAUUGUAACAAACAAUAUAUUUGGCGAUAUUUUAUCUGAUGAAGCUUCAAUGAUUACUGGAAGCAUUGGGAUGCUUCCAUCUGCCAGUGUUGGAGAAUCGGGACCUGGAUUAUUUGAGCCAAUACACGGGUCUGCUCCUGAUAUUGCUGGACAGGAUAAAGCAAAUCCUUUAGCAACAGUGCUUAGCGCUGCUAUGCUUCUCAAGUAUGGUUUAGGAGAGGAGAAGGCUGCUCAGAGGAUCGAGGCAGCCGUUUUAGACACUCUAAAUCAAGGAUUCCGCACUAGUGAUAUAUAUGCUGCGGGAGAUGAGAAAUUAGUGGGAUGCAGGGAAAUGGGAGAAGAAGUGCUCAAGUCAAUUGGAAAAGUUCCUGUACCGCUCAGCUGAUGAAGAGAGCUUUUCCCUUUUGGGUAGGGUGUUAGGCUGAUACAGAAGAUCUUUUUGUAAUUUUAUAAUAAUCUCCCGAGUCCAGCAAGUGUUCUUUUUUCCGCCUUGGAUCUCAGGCUGUAUAAUAGGACCCUUGUGCAUCACGAGUAUGUACUAAGCUUGAAAAUUUAUGUGAUGAUUAUAAAGAAGCGUAUUCUUGUAAAUGCAUCUAUUCUUGUAUAUGCAUAUAUGCAUAAUGCAGAUGUGAUCAUAUGAAAUAGCAAGUGGCAAUUUUUGGGUCGUGGACUUUGGGAAG
Cuscuta epithymum is the source of this 1744-nucleotide messenger RNA. The record is from the annotation of a GenBank genome assembly. NCBI's taxonomy places the organism in Eukaryota, Viridiplantae, Streptophyta, Magnoliopsida, Solanales, Convolvulaceae.